UUUUACACUGGUGUGUGAAAAAUGUGGGGCUGUAUAAAAGAUUUCUUCACUUAUGAGACAACAAAGUCUGUGGUGGUGAAGAGCUGGACCAUCGGCAUCAUCAACCGAGUUGUUCAGCUGCUUAUAAUAUCUUACUUUGUUGGUUGGGUAUUUUUGUAUGAGAAGGCCUAUCAAGAAAGAGACACUGCUAUCGAAUCAUCUGUGACAACUAAGGUUAAAGGAUUUGGCGAGCACCACAAUAAAACCAUGGAUGUAGCAGACUUUGUCACACCUUCACAGGGGGCCUCUGUGUUUUGCAUCAUUACUAAACUCAUCACCACAGAGAACCAGGUGCAGGGCUUGUGUCCUGAGAGUGAGAAAAAAUUUAAAUGUGAACAUGAUGACAACUGCACAAAAUUAAUGUCAAAGCCAGGCUCAAAUGGUUUGUUAACAGGAAAGUGCGUGAACUAUGGUUCUCUGAAAACGUGUCAGAUCAGAGGAUGGUGUCCUGCAGAGAUAGAUGACAUCCCUAUAAAACCCAUGAUGGAGGUUGAGAACUUCACCAUAUUUAUCAAGAAUAGCAUUCGCUUUCCCCGCUUCAACUUCACAAAAGGAAACUUCUUACCCAACAUCAACAGCAGUUAUAUAAAGAAAUGCACUUUUGACUUUAAUCAAAACAGUUACUGCCCUAUAUUCAAGGUGAAAGAUGUGAUCCGCUUUAGCCAUCAGAACUUCACCAAACUGGCUCUUGAAGGUGGAGUGAUAGGCAUAAAGAUAGCGUGGUUAUGUGAUCUGGAUAAAUCAGAAGAUGAAUGUAAGCCUGCAUACUCCUUUACUCGUCUUGAUGCGAUGUCUGAGAAAACCAGUGUGUCACCAGGGUACAACUUUAGGUUUGCAAAGUACUUUAAAAUGGAGAACGGGACAGAGUACCGGACUCUGCUGAAGGCAGUCGCUAUCCGUUUUGAUGUGAUGGUCAACGGAGAUGCUGGGAAAUUUAAUAUGAUCCCAACUCUAAUCAAUAUGGUGGCUGCCUUCACUUCUGUGGGUGUGGGGGCUGUUCUUUGUGAUAUCAUUCUUCUCAAUUUCCUGAAAGGAGCUGACUUGUACAAAGCCAGGAAAUUUGAAGAGGUGUCAGAUGCACACAUUCAAAAAUCACUCUCCUACAACAGUGGCAUUUACCGGAACAGAGACCUCAGCGAGCUGUCAAUCAGACCAGAAGACAAAUUCUCUAAUGACUCAGGGGCUUUUUCCAUCGGACAGUAUGGUUAGCAACAUCUUCAGAACUACUUCUAGUAAAACUUAAACACCCUGCACAAUUUCAUUUGUAGCUUAACACAAAUAUGCACUGUAAAUAGCUGGAAGGUAUCACAUUCUAGUACUGAUUUUAAUAUAUGAGGUGUCCUAUUAGUAAUUAAGCAGAGAUUUCACAUUCACACAGAAAAAAAUGUUAACACUAAUGAUCGACGAUUUACUAUAUAUGCCAAUUUAAACCUAUGCAACAACUUACAGUAUAUGCAGUUUGGCAGUGACCAAAGAUUGUUAAACAAAACAAA
Messenger RNA from Tachysurus vachellii, 1532 nucleotides. It is a transcript of the gene p2rx3b, whose product is annotated as purinergic receptor P2X, ligand-gated ion channel, 3b. Gene Ontology annotation, molecular function: ATP binding; purinergic nucleotide receptor activity; extracellularly ATP-gated monoatomic cation channel activity. Gene Ontology annotation, biological process: monoatomic cation transmembrane transport; response to ATP. The record is from RefSeq and is a predicted model, not a curated record. The coding region runs from base 22 to 1248 and encodes 408 amino acids. The transcript has 12 exons. Lineage: Eukaryota; Metazoa; Chordata; Actinopteri; Siluriformes; Bagridae. Gene Ontology annotation, cellular component: plasma membrane; nuclear inner membrane.